GGACUGUUUCCUGUGACAGCGCAGCGGAAGCAAUAGUUGGUUUUGGGUGACGCUGCAUUAGAAAUGGAAGACAUGAACCGGUCUAGGUUGUUUCUCCUCGUUCUGUGUGUGGCUGGAGCUCAGUCGCUCACACCGUCUCACCACUUGUCCCUGUCGGAUGUGGGCCGACUGCAGAGCCUCCUGAGCCGGCCCUUCACCGACCUGCAGUCUGCAUACUACUCUGUUGUUGGCCUCACUAAACUCGGAGUUGCUGUUCCUGAUCACCAAGAAGUGUGCCAGUUCCUGAAGUCUCAGCUCAACCCCAGCAGUAUUGAUUCCCUGUUUUUCGCUGGUGAAACCAGUAAAGCCAUUUCAGGAUGUGAGAUCCCUGUGUCCAAUGAAACCCGGGACAUCCUGCUGGCAGCAGUCAGUGAGGAUUCCUCAAUGGCUCAGAUCCAUCGGGCUGUGGGGGCACUCAGCUCUCUGGGGCUCCCCCUUGCUUCUCAGGAAGUCGUCGUCGCCCUUACAGCUCACAUCAACAAGGAGCAGAAUGUCAUGGAAAUCAUCUCAGCUCUGCAGACUGCGUCCUACCUGUCCCAGCAGGCACAACUUGGAAAGAUUCUAGAGGAAAUUGAGGAUCUGACCGCUCACCUGGAUGAUGUUGGUGGCAUUUAUCUUCAGUUUGAAGAAGGUCUUGAGGCUACCGCUCUGUUUGUGGCAGCUGCUUAUGCUUUGUCAGAUCAUGUGGACAUGGAGCCGCCAUUCAAGGAGGAUCAGGUCAUACAGCUGGUAAAUUCUAUCUUCAGCAAGAAAUCCUGGGACUCUCUGGCCGAGGCCUUCAGUGUAGCCASUGCUGCUGCUGCUCUGUCCAACAACCGCUUCCACGUACCGGUCGUCGUCAGCGCUCUGGGACCUGCCACUGUUUCCCACAACCAGCCAACUUUUCAGCUUCUCGUCACUGAUGUCAUGUCUCAGCCUCUGACCUCAGCCAACGUGCUGGUGGAGUCUGCGUACGCCGUGGCUUCUAAAAGCGCUGUUCUCAGCCAAACACCUUUCACUCUUAAUGACGGUGUCUUUGAACUUAACUUCAUGGCCAGCCAGCCAGCCAGUGGAUAUUACCAGUUCACUGUUGCUGUGACCGGGGACAGUCGGCUGGUUGCCAAUCAUGUUGAGCUUAAAGUGAAAGUAUCCACUGAGGUGGUUGUUGCCAACAUGGACCUCUCUGUGGUGGAUAAGGACCAGAGCAUUGGGACCAAGACCACCAGAGUGGAAUAUCCCUCCAAGGCCAAGAGCUCUUUCACAGCCGACAGCCACCAGAACUUUGCCAUGUCCUUCCAGCUGGUUGACGUCAACACUAAACAAGAGCUCACACCUCACCAGACCUUUGUCCGGCUGCACAAUCAGAAAACUGGUCAGGAGGUGGUGUUUGUGGCUGAACCUGACAGCAAGAAACUCUACAAGUUUGAGUUGGACACGGCWGAGAGGAAGUCUGAGUUUGACUCCAUGUCUGGCACCUAUUCCCUCUCUCUCAUUGUUGGGGAUGCUACCUUGGAGAAUCCCAUCCUGUGGAAYGUGGCCGAUGUUGUUCUGAAAUUUGUGGAUGAGGAAGCUCCAGCUGCUGCUCAGCCCAAGACCCUUUAUGUACCCAAACCAGAGAUCCAGCACUUGUUCCGGGAACCAGAAAAGAAGCCUCCAACUGUAGUUUCCAACACCUUCACCGCUCUUAUCCUGUCUCCCUUCCUGCUUCUGCUCAUUCUGUGGUUUAAACUAGGAGCCAACAUCUCGAAUUUCAGCUUCUCUCCAAGUACCAUUCUCUUCCAUUUUGGACACGCAGCCAUGCUCGGCCUAAUGUACGUCUACUGGACCCACCUCAACAUGUUUCAGACCCUGAAGUACCUGGCAAUCAUCGGUGGUGUAACUUUCCUUUCUGGGAACCGCAUGCUGGCCCAGAAAGCAGUGAAGAGGAUUGCUGCAGAGCAAAGUAGUAGGUUGGCAAAGUAUAGGAGCCUGCGAUAAACCAGCCUUUAGUAACAAGUUGUUCUGCCUCCAGGCUGAAAAUGGAGAAAAAAUGAGGACAAGUGACUAAAAGAAGACAAUGACGGUUAUUUUUUAUUGGAAAAAGCAACAACAACAAAUAAAAAAAACAACAAAACAUGACAUGAACAGUCAAGAAUCCAACCAACAGUUAAAUAUGCAGUAGGUCUGUGUUUAAGUGGAAGAAUUUGGGAUAUGACAGCRUUUUUGAAAGCCUGGACAAACACCAACAGAUUCUCUACUGAAGACUAAAAAAGCUACUGAUCAUUGCACUUCAUCUUCUGUGAGCUUUUUUUUUUCUUUUUUUUUUCAAUAUGCCAUAGUUUAAUUGAGCUGAGACUUUCUUUGAGAUUUGGGAUUUGUUUGUUUUUUAUGUACAUUCCUCUAUGCUGUUGCUCAGUGCCUAUUUCACCUCCUUCAUGUUCAGCUAGUAAUCACCAUCUGGCUGUAGCACUGACACUUGUUAUUUACUAUGCCAUUAUGUUUGCCUGUGGUACUCUAUUUGAUACAGAAGAUGUCCUCAUUAAAAUUUGGUAAUAAAACACGGCCACAGAAUGUGAUGUUUUUGUAAUGAGGGAAAAAUAAAGAUUCUGAGGUGAAUCAAAGUUUGUCGUAAUGUAGUAUUUUUACUGUGGAAAAAUAAACACUUGAAUGUUUUUGGCGAACCCCA
Molecule: messenger RNA, 2683 nt
Organism: Austrofundulus limnaeus
Lineage: Eukaryota; Metazoa; Chordata; Actinopteri; Cyprinodontiformes; Rivulidae
Gene: rpn2
Product: ribophorin II
Exons: 18
Coding region: 64-1995 (643 amino acids)
Biological process (GO): protein N-linked glycosylation
Cellular component (GO): membrane; oligosaccharyltransferase complex
Source: RefSeq, a predicted model, not a curated record